Molecule: messenger RNA, 1420 nt
Organism: Daphnia magna
Lineage: Eukaryota; Metazoa; Arthropoda; Branchiopoda; Diplostraca; Daphniidae
Product: putative RNA-binding protein Luc7-like 1
Exons: 9
Coding region: 190-1323 (377 amino acids)
Biological process (GO): mRNA splice site recognition
Cellular component (GO): U2-type prespliceosome; U1 snRNP
Molecular function (GO): mRNA binding
Source: RefSeq, a predicted model, not a curated record
GCUGUUAGCUGAUACUGUUUAGAAACAAGAAAAUACUACAGCGUCGCCUGAGGGUCUGUAGUUGUCAGGGCUUAUAAUUUGCGCAUUGUCCAUUAUUCAGUUUAAUUUCGACUUUUAAUAAUUGGACUACAAACAGUGUUUACUUCAGAACUUUAAAAAUAUCGACUACUCAAAAUAUCUUAAAGCAGAAUGUCUGCCAAAGACCAGAUGAGAGCUAUGUUAGAUCAAUUAAUGGGAACGACGAGGGAUGGCGAGAGUUCUCGAUACAACGUUAAGUUUUCUGAUCCUAAGGUCUGCAAGAGUUUUCUACUUGGAUGCUGUCCUCAUGAGAUCCUUGCCUCAACUUACCACAUUACACCUCGAGUUGCCCUACUUUUAAUCAACAAAAAAGAUCAAUGGCUAGAAUUCCUGUCCCUAGUAAACAAAUUCACUGUUGGUAAAACAACACAAAAUGGCUAUAGUGUCCGUGCCAUUCCAACACAAGUGAAAAAGGGCGGUUGGCGGAUGGACAUAGGAGAAUGCGUGAACAUUCACGAUUUGGCUCUGCGAGCGGACUACGAAAAGGCCAGCGAAACCAAGGAUUAUGGCUAUCAAGUUGAUGCGAUGGAUCAUUUGACUACUUUUGUCGGUGAAUGUGACCGGAAGACGGAAGCAGCCAAAAAGCGGUUGGCUGAAACCCAAGAAGAACUGUCGGCUGAAGUGGCCGCCAAAGCGCAAAAGGUUCAUCUUUUAGCAGAACAGAUCGGCCAAAAGUUGGCAAAAGCGGAACAGUUGGGGGCUGAAGGGUUCGUGGAUGAAUCCAUGAAAAUGAUGGAAGAGGUCGAGGAAUUUCGCAAGAAAAAGGCCGCAGCUGAGCAAGAAUACCGGAAUGCUAUGCCAGCCUCUUCUUAUCAACAACAGAAACUGCGUGUCUGCGAAGUUUGUUCGGCCUACCUUGGCAUACAUGACAACGAUCGUCGUCUGGCAGAUCACUUUGGUGGCAAACUUCAUCUCGGCUUUAUUAAAAUCCGUGAGAAGUUGGCCGAACUUCAGGUUAAAGUGGAAGAGAGACGUCGUCAACGUCACAUUCAGCCUGUAGCUGAAGACAGAGAGAAACAAAGGGAACGUCAGCGUGAGCGUGAGAGGGAAGAUCGUGAAAGAGAGCGCGAAAGGGAAAGGGAACGAGACCGACGGAGAGAGAGGCGUCGUUCACGUGAUAGGUCACCGGAACGACCCCGUGACAGACGCAAUGAUGGUAGGAACCGUCCUCGUUCUCCUGUCUCACGCAACCACCGUCAACGCUCUUCCUCACGAGAUUCGGGCAUUCAUCCAGAAAAUUAUUAAAAACAAAAGCAAUCACGAUGUGUUUUGAAGAAUAAAAUCAUGAAGUCCAGCCCAUUGUCCAUCCUUUGUUUUUUGAAGUAAUACACCUGCAAUUUGA